AUGUCCGAGAGUUCAACGUCUGACUCGGCCGAUGCACAACGGUCCCAGCAACAGCAGCAAACAAAAGCCAAGUCCGUCGGUCAAUCCGAUGAGGAACUUCGCGAGAAACUCGAGCGAAUGUCCGGUGAAGGUGGAGCAUCUGGAAUUGAGUACGAGGAUGGGCAGCCAAAUACCAUGAAACGGAGUGUUAGGAACAACAUGUUCCGGUAUAUCUGA
Messenger RNA from Aspergillus glaucus CBS 516.65, 216 nucleotides. RefSeq lists its product as uncharacterized. NCBI's taxonomy places the organism in Eukaryota, Fungi, Ascomycota, Eurotiomycetes, Eurotiales, Aspergillaceae. Bases 1 to 216 code for a protein of 71 amino acids. The record is from RefSeq and is a predicted model, not a curated record. The transcript has a single exon.